Molecule: messenger RNA, 6347 nt
Organism: Paramisgurnus dabryanus
Lineage: Eukaryota; Metazoa; Chordata; Actinopteri; Cypriniformes; Cobitidae
Gene: lca5
Product: lebercilin LCA5
Biological process (GO): intraciliary transport
Cellular component (GO): axoneme
Source: RefSeq, a predicted model, not a curated record
UCCUUGAGUGACAUAGAGAUAUAAUACUGGAGUAUUAUUAGUAUUAAUUAGUAAAUAUAUAGUAGUAUAAUAUAAAUACUUUAUAGUAUUAAUUUUACUUCAUUGCUAUACUUUUUGUGUUAUUAAAACAAUUCUUUAAAAUAGGCAUAAAUACUUUAUAGUCCUGUCUAGUGUGUCGUAUCAACCGAGCUCAACAAGUGGACAGGGGCGGCGCUCGUUGCCAUGGUGAAGCGUCACUAUGACACCGGUAGCAGAAGGCGAGGUGUGGAUUCAGAGAUUUCACCAACUCAAGAGCAAAUAAUUUCCCUUAAAAAGCAUCCACCUCCGUCGUAAUCGACCUCGAAUGUUGCUUUAGUACAAGGCAGACAACUUAACAAUCGCAAUAAUAUCUCAUAAACGGGAACGGACGACGUUUUGUCGUAAUCGUGUGUUGUCCUAGUUGCACGACAUAAUCCCAGCUAGUUUCAUGUAGCUAGCUAGCGAGUUUGUGAGCCGUUAUUCGAGACAAACCCGUUGCCUGCCGCCUCAGGAAACGCACAAGAUAUGGAGACUUAACGUUAGUAGGACGAGCUACUGGAGAAGACAUGGAGUUGCAUAAGGAUAACCAGGAAUCAUCUUGUCAAAGUGACAGGAGGGUCUCCGAAUCUUCUCUACGAUCUGGGAAACAGGAGAAAUACCAGAAAGACAUAGAGGGCUCGGUUGGAGAUCGGGCACGGACCAUAACGCGUGAUCCGGAUCGAGAUCGAUGUUCGGAUGGAGAGCGCAGCAGUGUCUCUUUUUACUCUGAUGAUUAUGAAAAUGUCUCGCACUCUGACCAGUCUCUCUCACCGCGGUCCUUGUCUAGAUCACCGCGUAGAAGAGGAAGAUCUAGAAGAGUGUCCAGCAGCCCCUUACAUCGAGCAGGUGUGCAUAAAGGUGUGCCAUGCCGCCCCCCACCUCACUCCCAUAAUCCUCAGCAGCGGUCAGGAGGCAUGCGAUCCCACAGCCUGAGUAAAGAAGCUCCUUCCAAAGAUGUCAAUCCGGUCACCAAGCGCAUGAUGUCUGCACGUCUGCUUAAGAUCAAUGAGCUAAAGAAUGCACUGUCUGAGCUGCGGCUGCACGCGGAUGAGCUGCAGCGUGAAAACCGUCUGCUGCGGCAGCUGCAGCUGCGACAAGAAAAAGCACUGCAUCGCUACAACGACACAGAGAGCGAGAUCUCGCAGCUGCUCUCUCGCCACAACAACGAGACUCAUGUGCUGCGUGAGAGGCUCCGGCGAAGUCAGGAGAACCAGCGUACAGCUGAGCAGAGCCUCAGAGAGAGGGAUGCCCAGCUUCAACGCUGUCGCAGUCAGCUGCUGAAACUGCAACGACUUGUAGAUGACCAAAAUCUCGGGGAAAGAGAAGAGCUCUCACGGAAAAUGAUGUAUGCUCAAGCCAAACUGCAAGAGAGCGAACGCAAAGUGAAGGAAUUGGAAAAGAACAUGGAGUUGAGUGGCGGAAGCUUUCAAAGGCAGCUCGCCAGUGAAAGAAGAAAAACUCAUGAUGCUCAACAGGAAGUUAAAGCACUACAGGAGGAAGUGGAAAGACUUUGCACUAAAUUAAAGGGGAAAGAAAAGGAGCUGGAUGCAAGGAACAUCUACUCGAACAGGAUGCUACAUGCUUCUUCCAAGAAAGAAAUAGAUAAUGCCGGUAGUCGCAAAGGGAACAACACAACCAGCACUAAAGCUGUGCAGACUGAAGAAAGAAUCUCCUCAUUGGAUUUCCCAUCGCCUCCUCCAGCCCUCACCAGUGAUCUCCCACCUAAUGACCAAACUGAUGAUUACCUCUCUCUGAAGGAUCAGCAAGGCAGAGAUCAGGGGCUGAGAGACACGAAGGACUGGAAGAUCCAAGAAUUAUGGAGAGAAAGGGAGAAGGAAAGAGAGAUGGAAACUGCGAUGGAACAGGCGAGAGAAAAGGAGAAGGAAAAAGACAUACUGCACGAUAGAGAAAGCGAAACAGGGUUGAGACUUGAUCAGCAACCCAGCUCACUCGAGAAGAACUCAAAAGCCUUCAGAGAUGGCAUUCACAAAGGAGAAGAGGAUUGGAGGAUUGGCCUGUCUUCAUCUCGAAAAGAAGAAGAAAGCAGGAAGCAGCAUGAACUGGAAGAGAAAGAACAUCAAGCAAGAAAUCAGGAGAUCCAGGCUGCUGAUCAAGAAGGAGCCGAGGAGGAACGUCAACGCAAAGAGCAGCUGUUAGCUAAAAUGCAUGAGAUUGACAUGCAGACACAAGGCCAAGAUUCAGACUUCUUCUCAGAUGACACGGGUAGUGUCCGCUCUCCACCACGGUCGUCCGAGCAGCAGAACCAGAGCGGUACUUUCAAACUUACAGACCCAGAAGAACCCAGCACAUUUGGAAGCGGGAGAAGGGGGGCUGGUAUCCGAGCACAGCGUCCUAGCGAGGAUCUUGACCUAGCUUUUGGCAGCUAUGCCCCCUCUUUUGGUAAAUCCGCCCCACGUGCAGGCAUUGGCCCACGCAACACAAAUCAAAACUCAAAUACACUGUCACCACGAAAUGAAGAGCUUGAUCUGGGCGGUGUAGUUAAAGAGAGAAAAUCCAAUCUCAUGCAGCAGCUUUUCGGGUCCUCCACAACGCCACAUUCUUCAGAAGCAUCCAGAAAGAUGGAGGUACUGAGCCCCCCUGUAACAUCCCAGCUCGCAUCAGGUGCACCGAGUGGACGCAGGAGGGACACCGACACACCAACUGUUCUGAACAUCAAGUCUCUGACCAACAAUAGAAGCGCUCUCCAAGUCUCAGAGAGCCGGCCGGCAGUCAGGGCCAUUACAUCAUUUGAUGAUGACAUUGAAGAAGUGACACUCUAAAUAGGCCGCCUUUUUAUAACACGGAGGAAUCGGUUUCUUGCAGGGGAGAGAAUUCAAAUACCUCAGAUACUUGGUCGUGUGCUCACCUAUGAAGUAAUCUCGGAUUAAAUGAUGUGUAGUUCGCAAAUAUGUAUAUUCUCUUGCUUUUAAUACUCUGGGUGAAGUUAGGGAGGAAGAUUUUUUACUUUGUUGUGGUAAGGUAUGCACAGGGUCCAGUUACAAUACAUAAUUUAAGUCAAGUUGUGAAAAGGAUCUGAGUCCCUCUGAUUUACAAAAUUUCAGAUCAAAGAUUGAAUAAUCUGAACGCUGAUCAUAUAUCAUGUUCAGUUGACUUACACUGGCAUAUGUUACGUAUUCAGUAUUCAGUACUGUGCAAGUCUUAGGCCACCACCACCAGACUUGUUGUUUUGAAGUUUUAAUGUCCAUCCAUAUUUAUUUUUCAAUCUAUUUUAUUAAGAUACAAACAGAAAGUACCAGAAAUAUGUACAAAAAAAUUUAAUUUUCAGGACUAAAUGUCUUUUUUAGGCAUCGUCUGUGUUUAGUCUGACCUCUCUUGGCACUAAACACAUCUUGGGUGUUUUUGAGCAGAAUCAAGUAAAAAGACUAAUUUCUUUAAAAUAAGAAAUUAGGAUUUAAUUUUAUUAAGGUUUAACAGAUCCUGCAGUUUCCUGCUAUUCCUCAAAUGCAAGGGGAUUUACCCUAAAAACUUGACACAUGAGUUUACCUUUUUUUUUUUACAGUUUUUAAUACUAUAUACACAUUUCCUAUAUUUUCUGGAUGUAUUCUAUUAAAGAGACUUGAGAAACAAUUAUAUAUGAUCACUAUAACAUAUCAAACUAAAACAACAAAUCUAAUUCUGGCAUGGUGGCCUAAGACUUUUGCACAGUACUGUGUAUAUAUAUUUUUUUAUAAAAUUAAUGAGAAAUACUAUUUUAUGUCCAGUAAAAAAUAUAUUAUGGCUAAGUCUUCUCAAUUUACCAACUGGUAAUAUUGUGUGGUUCUUGGUCCUGAGAAAGUCCAUAGAAAAGUACUCAAUAGGAUAGUUAACCCAAAAAUGAAAAUUCUGUCCCUCAAGUUAUUCCAAACCUGUAUACAUUUAUAAACAGGGUUCCCACAGGUCCUUGAAAUCCUUGAAAGUUUGUGAACAUGGGGAGAAAAAUUCAAGGCCCUGGGAAGUUUUUGAAAAUAUAAAUAAAUAGAUACAGGUCAUUGAAAUUGCUUAAAUCUAUUUUAUGCAAGAAGUUUUCUGAAAAAAAAGUGUAGUGUAGGAUAAUAUUAUAAAAAUUCUAUACUUUUUAAGCACACGUGCUAAACUGUUCACUUUAAAUGCUUAUAUCUUCUGUAUGCGAAUGUUGAUUCAUACCAAAAUGCUUUUUUGCAUAGUUGUGUCUGACACAUCUCGGGUAACGUAAAUAACUGUUGUUCCCUGAGAAGGGAACGAGACACUGCGUCUCCCUUGCCAUACUUCCUGCGUCCCUGUAACGCCGUCUUUGGCAAUAUUUCAGAUAGCGAUAUACUUCCUGGCUCCCGCGUCACCCUGUCUUUGUCGUUAAGCCUCACCAUUGGCUAAAUUUGAUAUACACAUUCAGACGCACUUACCCCUGGAGGCGUCCCCAAAGUGUCACCACAGUGAUGCAGCGCGAGUUCCCUCGAAAGGGAACUGUAACAAUAUAUCUUAAAAGGUAACACAAUGUAACCUUGCUCCUUGAAUUUGAGGGUAUUGGACCUGGAAAAUCCUUGGAAGAUCCUUGAAUUUAAAGUUAACUAAGGUGUGGGAACCCUGUAUAAACUUUUGAACAUGAAGGAAGAUAUUUGUUAUCAAGCAGGAAACAAGAGCACCAUUGACUUUCAUAGUAAAAAAUUAUAUACUAUGAAAGUCAGUGGUGCUUGGAAAUGGUUGCAAGCAUUGCUCAAAAUAUUUUCCCUUGUGUUCAGCCAAACACAGAAAUUUAUACAGGUUUGUAACAACUUGAGGGUAAGAAAUGAAUGACUGAAUUUUCACUACGUGUUAGGAUUAUCUUACGAAAUAUUUACCGUAAGAACUCGAUUAGUAGAAAGAGGGGUUGCUUAAGGACACUGAACAUGUUUGGGUCUACUUGUGGCUUUGUUUAAGAUUGAGAACAAAGAUAUCUUGUCGAAGAUUCAGUUUUUGUAUUUUUUGCAAGAAAAGGUCUGCACUUUCAGUACUGAUAUGACAGUGGCAAAGCUCUGUCCUCUCAGAAAGCCACUCUGUGGCUUGGCUGACUCAGGUUUAGGCCGUGUCUUCUCUAAACCACUCCUCCCACACGGCACGUUUUUAGUUUCCCUCCAUUUUACAUGUCAGUGUCAAUAACUUUAUGUAACAGAGGGGAGAGUUAAAGAUCUAACCCGACUUUGUAAUUUUUUGUUAGAAGAACAAAUGUAAAACACUCAUGGAUGUUUAUCUGUGAGACCUUAUCAGGUGUUCUCGAAAUUGAACUUUUUUGUGUUAUUGGAAGAUGUUGUUGAAAAAUGUGUGAUUUGAUCAGCAUUUUUAAAGUGUCUCAGGGUUCAAUCAAUUAAAUAGAGAUCAUAUAUGAAAUAGUUUAAACAAUGUUUGCUGUGACCUUUGGUGGGUAACAUUUAAGUGAUGAUGUCCUACAAUUUUUACAAUUAUCAUUUUAGAUCACAAUUCCUCAACUUUUUCUUAAAAUAACACAAUUUUGCCACUCAUCUAAGCAAGGUGUAGUACUUAUGUAUCAAAAUAAGUUUAAUAUAGCCUACCUGAAUUCAAUGUUCACUCAAUUCAAUCGUAUAAAGCACUGCAGCAUGUUACUGUAGCACUUAAAUGGUUUUUUUAUGACAUCAAGUUCUAUUAUUUGUGAUGUACUUGUGAGUUCAGUGUGUGGCUUUUUAUGGUUUGUAUGUCUCUGUUAUUUGACUUUGUAUUAUAUAGUUGACUUUGAAUUAGUGAUCCUUAUCGAUCAUUUCAAUACAGUUUUUAUGAUCUGUGUGUCCUUGUUAUAUCAUUUUAAGAGCUUUUAAGAGAGCACUGGAAGAUGUAAGUUCAUUGUUCCUGACAUUGUGUUUAAAGUGAUCUCCAGAAACAUAUCCAUAGAUUUGUAUGGCCUAGAAAUUUAUGUCAGGUACAAAAACAAACACUGUCAUGAUCAGGAAACAUCUGAUUAUUGUCUACUCUUGAGUGGCAGCAAGCUUCCAGAGAUACAUGUGUGUUGUGAAGCAUGGUAGAAUGUUAGCCAUUGUGAAGUUACUAUAGAAUGUCAUUCAUUGUAAGGUCAUGGUAGAGAUGUGGCCAUUGUGAGGUCAUUGUUUAGAGAUGCUAUUGUGAGCUUUUGGUCACAUGGUCCUAUGCAUUUUGCCUUGAAAUCACAUGACUGUCACAUGUAAAUUAAUUAUAUCAUUGUGGAAUCAGUAAGUUACUUUGAAUCUUUAAAUCUUGUCAAGAAACCUGUCACGAGCAUGCCCGUUGCGCCACAAAAUCUAAAGGAAACAACGAAAUUUAGGACCAUUGAUGUUUUUAUUUGAAUUGUA